AUGGUUAAAGAUGGAAAAAUAAGGCUUCCAAAGGAUUUCACUAAGAAAUAUAGUAAUGAUAUGGUAAAUCCUAUAUUUCUCAAGACUCCAGAUGAGAAAAAAUGGGAAAUACAUACCGUUAAAGCUGAUGGUGAUUUCUGGUUUCAAAAGGGUUGGAAGGAUUUCGCUACAUACUAUUCAUUAGCUCAUGGAAACAUGAUAGUGUUUCAAUAUGAGAAAACUUCUCAUUUUAUGGUUCAUAUAUUUGACAAGAGAACCCUUGAAAUUGAAUAUCCGUUGCAUGAUAUUCAACAUGAACAAAACAAUUUUGUGGAAAUUAGUGAUGACGAAUAA
Vicia villosa (hairy vetch) is the source of this 333-nucleotide messenger RNA. RefSeq names its product B3 domain-containing transcription factor VRN1-like. Gene Ontology annotation, molecular function: DNA binding. The record is from RefSeq and is a predicted model, not a curated record. Bases 1 to 333 code for a protein of 110 amino acids. The transcript is spliced from 2 exons. NCBI's taxonomy places the organism in Eukaryota, Viridiplantae, Streptophyta, Magnoliopsida, Fabales, Fabaceae.